AUACCCAAAUUACUGGCGAUACCAUUGUACUAGUUUUGCGUGGUAGCCAUUUUAAUUUUUGGCGUCGAAAAAACUACGGCGAGCGGUUUUCGCAUAUCCUGUAGUUUUGUUUAAUUGCAUUUAAAGCAAGUCAGUUUUGCUCGUGGAGGCAGUAGUAGCUCAGCUCGUGUGUGAUUCUCGGACGAUACGAAACGUGUGGUUAGAACAGUUCUGCACCGAUUCUCUAAUUAACUCAAGUACAGUACAAUGUCGAUGUCUGCCACGUGCUACAAGUGCAACCGGCCGGGCCACUUCGCCCGGGAUUGCAGUCUCGGCGGAGGACCAGGAGGCGGCGGACCAGGUGGUGGCGGUGGCAUGCGUGAUGGCGGUGGCGGCGGCAUGCGUCGUAAUCGUGAAAAGUGCUACAAAUGCAAUCAAUUUGGGCACUUUGCACGCGCGUGCCCCGAAGAGGCGGAGCGCUGCUAUCGGUGCAACGGCGUAGGCCACAUCUCCAAGGACUGCACUCAAGCCGACAAUCCGACGUGCUACAGGUGCAACAAGCCCGGACAUUGGGUGCGCAACUGCCCCGAUGCGGUGAAUGAGCGCGGCAAUGGGCCAGCAAACGUCUCAUGCUAUAAGUGCAACCGCACCGGACACAUCUCCAAGAACUGCCCGGAGACGUCAAAGACUUGCUACGGCUGCGGCAAGAGUGGUCAUCUGAGACGCGAAUGCGAUGAGAAGGGUGGACGGAACUAGAGGAUAGCAGUGUGAGCGGUCUCAGAGAAAUCAACGAAAAUGUUUUGUCAAAUAAAAAAAAAUGAAAAGAAAAAAUAUUUAAUGAAAAAAUCAAUUGCCAGCCAACAACAACAAAACAGCAAAACGCAAAACAGAAGAAGAAGCGACCAAUCAGUAAAACCGAGUCAAGAUCAACAGACAUAAAAUCAACCCCAAACGCAUACACACACCCACACAGAAUCACAUCCAUACCCACACACACACGCACACAUCUAGCCGUCAUCUAAGCAGCACAUCUCUAAUUCCAAAGCUCUGAGCCUGCAGUCGUAAAAGAACAGUACAGUGUAUACACAAGCAACAACUAGGAGAAAGCACGAUGGACGAAAGAGGAGAAAACAACGAUGGCGCUAAUGGCGCUGAAAGGCAGCAAUAGAUGGAGAAGAAGAAACAGACGUCGUUGUAUUUUAGUAGCUACUACCACUAUACCAACAACAAAAACAACUAUAUUAUUAUUAUGCUGCAAACGUGUUUGAAUUUACUAAAUACAAUUAUAACGAAUGGAAAGAAAACUAUAUAAGAAUAUAUAAUUUACCUUAAAAAAAAAAAAAGAAAAAAAAAAAAAACUCGAAAAAUAAAUAUAUAUAAACAUACAGAUAUGUAUAUAUACUACAAAGUAUCCUAUUAGGAGUUCCAACACGCAGAAGUUAAAGAACAACAAAUUGAAGUAGGAGCAACGAAAGAGGCGAAAGGGGGAGAAGAGAAGAAACUAAUGUUACCCUACAGCGCUGCGGCUGACGAGCUUUUGCACUUCACCUAUCACAUCAACAAGCAAGAUCUCUAGCGGGUUAGCUAUACUUACUAGCUGGCAACACUAACAGAACAAUAACAGCAACAACAGAACUUGACAAUGGCAGAUGGUAGAUGACACAAGAAGAAGAAAAUAGGCAUAAAGCUACACGAGGAUGAGGAAGAAGAUGAGCUAACAGACGAACCUUUUCACUUGAGCAAGACAAAAAAACAAGGCGAACUACGAAGAUAAUGAUUAUGAUAAAAAUUCAAAUAUCACUGUGAUUGUUUUUUAAUUGUAAAUUAAAAUGCUGGAGCUGCUGAUUUGAGACAAACGAAAUAAUAAUAACCCUACAAUACAAA
Messenger RNA from Drosophila mojavensis, 1863 nucleotides. It is a transcript of the gene CNBP, whose product is annotated as CCHC-type zinc finger protein CG3800. Gene Ontology annotation, biological process: positive regulation of cytoplasmic translation. The record is from RefSeq and is a predicted model, not a curated record. Bases 247 to 735 code for a protein of 162 amino acids. Gene Ontology annotation, molecular function: mRNA binding; zinc ion binding; translation regulator activity. The transcript has a single exon. Gene Ontology annotation, cellular component: cytoplasm. NCBI's taxonomy places the organism in Eukaryota, Metazoa, Arthropoda, Insecta, Diptera, Drosophilidae.